Molecule: messenger RNA, 2868 nt
Organism: Gadus morhua (Atlantic cod)
Lineage: Eukaryota; Metazoa; Chordata; Actinopteri; Gadiformes; Gadidae
Gene: cog7
Product: component of oligomeric golgi complex 7
Exons: 17
Coding region: 258-2567 (769 amino acids)
Biological process (GO): retrograde vesicle-mediated transport, Golgi to endoplasmic reticulum; Golgi organization; intracellular protein transport
Cellular component (GO): COG complex
Source: RefSeq, a predicted model, not a curated record
GGUAAAUAAAAAGCACAAACAGGAACUUGCUGUCAGUUCUCGCCAUUUCAGAAAAAGCCCCACCAGAAAUGAUCAUUUAAUUACAAUUUCCUCUCUAAUACCGCUGUCGUUUCGGGUGUAACUCUGGAGGAAGCCGUUGUGUUGUUGGAGAUCUAUUUGGUGGUGAUGAUUAUUUCAUUCUCCUGGGCGGUGUACUUUAUCUUCGUCUCUAAGCCCGUUCUGGGCAAAAGUUAGAGAAGAAAAAAAACAAAGACACCAUGGAUUUCUCAAAAUUCCUUGACGACGACUUCGAGGUGAAAGACUGGGUGAACGGUGCCUUCCGUGUGGCGCAGAAGGAGGCGCCGGGGAAGGCAGAUGCACACGCCGCUACCCUGGUGAUGAAGCUGCAGCUCUUCAUCCAGGAGGUCAACAAUGCUAUCGAAGAGAGCAGUAUCCAGGCGCUGCAGAACAUGCCCAGGGUUCUCAGGGACGUGGAGGCUCUGAAGCAGGAGGCUUCGUUCCUCAAGGAGCAGAUGGUUCUGGUGAAGGAGGACAUCCGCAAGUUUGAGCAGGACACGGUGCAGUCCAUGCAGGUGCUGGUGGCUAUCGACCAGGUGAAGAGCCGCAUGCAGCUCUCUGCUGAGGCGCUGCAGGAGGCCGACAAGUGGAGCACGCUCAGUGCUGACAUCGAGGAGACCUUCAAGACACAGGACUUUGCGGUGAUCUCGUCCAAGCUGACCAGCAUGCAGGGCAGUCUGGCCAUGCUGGUGGACACCCCAGACUACUCUGAUAAGUGUGUCCACCUGGAGGCUCUGAAGAACCGGCUGGAAGCUCUGGCCAGCACUCAGAUCGUCUCCACCUUCAACUCCAUGGCUACGGACCAAGCCAAGCUGUUUGUUAAAGUCUUCUCGGAGAUGGACCGCAUGCCCCAGCUGCUGGCCUACUACUACAAGUGUCACAAGGGUCAGCUGUUGUCCUCCUGGGUGGAGCUGUCCCAGAGCGAGCUGACGGUGAACCAGCAGCUCUCAGAGUUCUACGACAACCUGCUGUCUGCCUGGCACGCACAGAUCCACUGGACCAGCCAGGUGUUCAAGAAGCCCUACGAGGUGGUGACGGUGCUGCUGAUCCAGACCCUGGGCAACAUGGUGCCCUCGGUGCCCGUGUGCGUCAGCUCGGCCCUGGAGCGCUGUGACCCGGAGGGGAGGCUGGAGGCCCUGCUGGAGCUGCACCACACCACCUCCACCUUCACCCACAGCCUGGAGGCCGCCACGCUGCCGCACCUCGGAGAGGCCAACCCUAUGAAGCUGUGUGAGCUGGUGUGUGUUCUUCUGGAGCCCUACAAAUCUUACCAGCUGCAGUACGGAGAGCUGGAAGAGGUCAACCUGCUGAUCCAGAUCAGUGCUGUACCCCUGGAACAUGGUGAGGUCAUGGACUGUGUGCAGGAGCUCAGCCAAUCGGUGGCCAAGCUGUUCUCUCUGGCGGGAGGAGCCGUGGAGCGAUGCGUGCGCCUUUCCGACGGCCUCGCCGUGCGAGGGCUACUGCACGCGCUCAAAGCUCUCUUUACCAAGUACGUGUCCGACUUUUCGACCACCCUGCAGUCUAUCAGGAGGAAGUGCAAACUGGAGGAAAUGCCCACUUCCUCUGUCUUCCAGGAGGAUUGGACGGCCUUCCAGAAUUCUGUCAGGAUCAUCGCGACCUGUGGAGAGCUACUGAGACAGUUCGGGGCCUUCGAACAGCAGCUGUCCAACAAGAUCCUUGGAACGGCGGGAAAGUACCUGUCAGAGUCCUACAGCCCGCGUAGCCUGCCUGCCAUUCAGGAAGUGAGUUCGUCGGACAGGAAGUGUCCAUCGGGCCGCAGCCCCUGGCAGGAGUACAACUACCUUCAGAAAGGAAACACGGCAGAGUACAACGGUGUGAUGGAGCUGCUGUACUCCCUGAAGGAGAAGGCCACGGGGGCAUCCAGUCUGCUGGCGGAGCCGCGAGCCGCCCUGACGCGGCUGAACCAGCAGGCCAACCGGCUGGCCUUCGACUCGGUCUUCCUGCAGAUCAAACACCAGAUCCACCAGCUGCACCGCCUGGAGAGUGGGGACGUUGGUCCAGGAGACCGCUACACAGACGACCUCCCCACGUUCAGUCUGUCCCCGCAGGAAUACAUCAGCAACAUCGGUCAGUACAUCAUGUCUCUACCGCUACACCUGGAGCCCUUUGUGACGCAGGAAGACCCAGCGCUGGAGCUCGCACUGCAUGCUGGGAAACUCCCCUUCCCUCCUGAGCAGGGAGACGAUCUUCCCGAGCUCGACAACACGGCUGACUAUUGGCUGGGCUCCAUUGCCCGGGCGACCAUGCAGACGUACUGUGACGCCAUCCUCCAGGUCCCCCACCUGCAACCCCGCGCCACCAAGCAGAUGAUCACCGACAUCGAGUACCUGAGCAAUGUGAUGGAUGCCCUGGGUCUCCAGCCCUCCCGCUCCCUGCAGAACAUCCUGGCCCUGCUCAGGUCUCGACCAGAGGACUACAGGCAGACCGCUAAACCCCUGCCCCGCCGCAUGGCCUCCACAAUCGCCGCCAUCCGGGGGCUCGACUACUGAGCCCUGCCCAGCCAGAGACUUCUCGCCUGGGGGACAGCAAAGUUAUGGACUGAGGGGAUGGAUGGGAGUCAGCAGUGUUUCCAAAAUAAUGCAAGCCAUUUCCGUGUUUUUUUAAUAAUCUUUUUUUUUGUUGUGUGUUCCAUGAGGUGGAGGGUGGGGUGGUUGGGGACAUUGUUGUUCCGAAGUUGUAUCGUUGGACUUCGUAACGUCCUGUUGGGAAGUAGACUGUAAUAUAUUUUUCACUCUCAUAUGAAAUUCAUCUGUCAUUUUAAAUAAAUUAGCGGGCAAUUCCCAAAAACUA